AUGGGCGGGAGCAAGGUCCGGGCGUGGCACGCCGGGUUGCUCCCCUGGGUGGUGUGCACAGCCCUCGCCCUAGUCUCGCAUGGAGCCAUUGGCUCGAGGUUGCUACACAGCAGCGGAUCUGUGCAGCUAGUUUGGGAGCAGGGCAGCCGAUUUCGACUGCAGCCCAGGCGCCUAGCUGAGGUAGAGGCAGCAGGGGAGGCUGGUGAGGGCUCAGCACAACGGGGGUUCAAGCACAUGGUGCUUGGAGGAGGCAUCAAUCGACUGGGGAUCCACGGCGAGGGACUUGGAUUCGCGCAUGCCCUGCUGGAGUCAGAUGCAGAGGUGAUGGCACUGGCAGCCGCCAUGAGGAGCGGCGAUGUUUACGCCGAGGGCCAUGGCUUGGAAAAGGCGGGGGACGAUGGAGAGAAGGAGGCGGAGUAUGACUCAGCGGGGUCGCCGGCGGCCGACGACGCGGCGCGCAAGUCGAACCGCCUCAAGAAGGUAGCGGAGAAGCUGGCGGAAGCCGCGCGCAGCCGGGACGGCCCGGCCGGGGACGGCGAGGCGGAGGGAACAUCGGCCGCAGACGCCGAGGAGCCUAGUCAGGCGGCUGCUCCUGAUCGAGUGCCGGCAGCAGCGGCAGCUGCCGGGAAGGAGCAGCCGGCGGGCCGGGAAGCCGAUGCGCUGCCGCCAUGGUUCUCGCGAAAGACGGCGUCGACGGUGGUGGAAGCUGCAAAGAAGCCAGCCGAGCACUCGCACGGUGCCGGGCGACACAUCAACCGCCGCUCGCGCCACAACAGUGUGGAGGACAGUUGGCUUCAGGUUCACCAGCGAUACCUGAAGGAAGUGACAGGCGCCGAAGACCGGGGAGGAUGGGAUGUGUUGUUUUAUGGGGACAGCAUUGUCGAGGAGUGGCGGGGGACGUUCUUGGGGGCACCUUGGGGUCCAUUUCACGAUGUUAGGAAGGUGUGGGACGAGUUUUUUGGGCGCAAGCCCUACACCGCGCACAGCAUGGGCAUAGCCAGUGAUGGGGUGGAGCAUCUGAGCUGGCGAUUGCAGCAUGGGGAGCUGCCCACAGACAGACAGCACCACCCAAAAGUGCUUGUCCUCCAUGUGGGCACAAAUGACAUUGUGGGGGAGUGCACAAACGAGCUGGGGGCCAAGGUGGCUUCAGGAAUUGAGGACAUGCUCACAGACCUGCACAUCCGAUUGCCAGCCACCCACCUUGUAAUCAUGGCAAUUCUCCCAAAGGGAGAGGUGUGGCCCAAUCGCUGCUCAGGGGCAAUUGACACAGCCAAUGAGGCGCUGCGGAGCCUAGCGCAGUCCAGGAAGGAUCACCUGCACUACAUCGAUGCUGGCCAGGCGUUCCUGUCGGAGAGCCUCGACAAGAACAAGUUUGAAAUCAAGGAGAUGCUGAUGCCGGACAGCAUGCACCCCAGCGCGGUCGGCAUGCGCAUAAUUGCCAACCGGCUGGAACCAUUAGUCAGCCAGCUGGUGGCAACCCCUCUGCAGACCGGUCCCGAGUCUGAGCGACAAUGA
Coccomyxa subellipsoidea C-169 is the source of this 1515-nucleotide messenger RNA. Its product is annotated as SGNH hydrolase. The record is from RefSeq and is a predicted model, not a curated record. Gene Ontology annotation, molecular function: phosphatidylcholine lysophospholipase A1 activity. Lineage: Eukaryota; Viridiplantae; Chlorophyta; Trebouxiophyceae; Coccomyxaceae. Bases 1 to 1515 code for a protein of 504 amino acids. The transcript has 7 exons.